AUGGCGCCAGACGCCGACCCCCGUGUCCCCGCAUACCCCUCCAUCAAAGAAAGCGAUAACGACAACCAAACCGAUAACACAAGCAGCGGGACAGCAAAACCAGCUCCAGAAGCGGAAGACCAAAGCGCGCGCAUCAGCACCACGCUCUCCAACCAGCUACAGCAAGAAUGCAGCGAUCUCCUCUCCGAAGUGGACGCCUACCAAUCCCUCCUCGCAUCCACGCUCCGCAACCCGCAACUCGUUGACGUGCGCCAGUUCCGCACAAACGUUCAUACCGAGUCGAAAAUACUGCAGAAAUUGGGCAAGCAGAUUGAAGAGGCUGUUGCGAAUACUGGGCCGCAGGAUGAUCCAGACGUGGAAAUGAGACUGGUGCAUGCGCUGCGGUCGUCGAAUCUGCCGUUCUACCAGGCUGUUUGGAAGAUCGCGAAGGGGUCUUGUUCGGGCUUGCUGGCGCUGGGGAAGAGGGGGGAGACGAAAGCUACGCUGCGGGAGAAGGUGAAGGGCAUGCAGCCUGAAAAGCAGCCGAAUAAGGAUAAGCGCAAGAGUGUGCUUGUGGAUAUUGUUGCGGAUGAUGGGGAGGAGUGGGUUAAGGUGUCGAAUAUAUCGGAGAAUCGGCUGCUGUUUGAAAUGGCAGAGAAGGGAUGGGACUGUGAUAGUGAUGAAGAGUGGUCGGAUGAUGGCAAGGGACGGACUGUGUUGCAGAACUCUGAUGACGAGGAUGAUGACGAUGAGUUGGAGCUCAUUAAGCUAGCUCAGGAUCUAAGGAAGGCGGCGAAUGCUACGCGGGUCAGGUAUAAGCAUCCUCGGCCUCGGGUUGUGAUACCCAGAAUUGAAGAAGGAAGUGUUCCUGAGAUUGAUGCUAUUCUAAAUCGAAUGAGGAGCUAUGGAGUUCAAGUUGACUGCCAAGGUACUUUGCCAACGAAAGCUAGUGAUUCGUUGACCCAUCUCCUCCCUCAACCGUUCAGGAAGUUCUCUUCCACUCUGAAUAUCGACUGCACUCUCCUCCUUGCCUUGGUGUCUGACCUGUCCCACAUCAAGGACAUUGUCCCAUCACCUCUAUUUCACCGCGCCAUCAUUCGACAAAUUGAAGUUGAAAAGGAAAAGCCACUGCUGGCGUCUGAGCUCUGGCCGGCCAUGAAUGAUCGCAAACUGAUUUCCACCACGGGAGCCGCGGUGCGCUUUCGAGAGAUUGUCGAAACAAUUGGCACAGAAACGGAGAAGAGUCGAACUCGAUUGCUGCUAGGAGAGGAGCCGUAUGAAAACCUCGACCGUGAGGCCAUAUUGCAAAAAUUCCAGGAGUUGUCCGACUACCAAAUUCCUGCAGGGUGGCAAAUUCCUGUGAAAGUGGUUGAAGCCCAACAAGUCAUCGAAGCGGCCAAGACAAAGGGUGAUCUACACCCCGUGGUACAUGAAGUUGAGAAAGACUUGUCGGAUAUCAACAAGAGCGUGUUUUUGUACGGUUGGGUCACCGGGUUGACAACCAUUUCCAGCAAUCGUACAAUCGACAAGCAAAUCGAGGCCACAGUCGAAAGUAACAGGAAUAACGACGAUGACCUUAGAGGCCCAGAUGUUUGGAUCUGCGACACAGCACGGAGUUUGGUGGGGAAAGACAAAGAUAGAAAAGCGUAA
Messenger RNA from Penicillium soppii, 1629 nucleotides. RefSeq lists its product as uncharacterized. The transcript is spliced from 2 exons. NCBI's taxonomy places the organism in Eukaryota, Fungi, Ascomycota, Eurotiomycetes, Eurotiales, Aspergillaceae. The record is from RefSeq and is a predicted model, not a curated record. The coding region runs from base 1 to 1629 and encodes 542 amino acids.